ACUAUGGACAUGCUCAGGUGGACGUUAUGUGUCCCGCCAUAUUUGUCGGUCUUACAUAUGCCGGUAGCCUGAAUUCGCCGAGAAAUUAGGACCGCCCUCAGAGUGCGAUUGACACUUAUCCACCUGUACUCUCAGCAUCUUUGCUCGAGCGUGACGGUUUGUUCUCAAAUUAUUAUUUGCGAAUACCACAAUAUCGCUCAAGAUAUUAGAAACGCAGGGUGAAGCCUGAAGGAUGGAAGGGGAGAACUUCAAAACACUUGGGACAAUUGGUGACUAUGAAAUUGGUGCUAAAUGGCAGUGGAAAUUCAGUGCAGGCACAAUCCAGACAUUUUACCUGAAAACCUUGCUGUGCAUUUCACUGGUAUUAAUGGCAAGUACUUGUAUAUUUUUUGGGCUACAGUCCUCCAGAUUAUUGGACAGAGAAGCAGAACUUCAUCAGAUCAGCUUAACAAUCCUGAAACUCCAGUCUGAAGUACAGUUGGAGUUGAAAGAAAUCAGAAAACUCAAGGCAGAACUGUCUGUUGAAUCAAGCACAAGAGAAAGUGAUGAAGAGGACAGCCCUGUUAUCCGGGAAAAAAGGAGUAUUUCCAAAGGGAGUUACAACAGUAAGGAUACAAAGCCUUCAAAGGCAAAGAAGAACUCUACGACUGACAAAAAAUACCAUCCUAACUACAACACUAAAAAUGCACCACCUAAGGUUACUGCCAUCCAUCUGGAACGGAACGUGACCUUUUCGGUCACGGGUUCGAAUGGCAUCAUUAAUCGAUGGCAUCCACAGUGGCUCCCGUCCGGGUUGGAAAGCUUUGAAUUAGAAGACCACAAUUCCAGUUUAGUUAUUCCGAGUACUGGAUUGUACCUUAUCUAUGCCCAGCUUUGCUACGCAGCAACAAAAGAUAACAAUAGUUAUGAGGUACGGGUGAUUAACCAAGGAGCCGCCAGUUCCCAUUCAAAGAUCAUAGCACAAUGUAGUGCUGGAACAACGAUUUUAGACAAUGAUAUUACGUGCUAUACGUCAGUUGCUCAAAUUCUACAAGCUAACGACAGAGUGUACCUGCAACAAAUACAAAAACAUCGACACUUAUUAAUGAGCAUGGGUCGAAGCUUUUUGGGAAUCGUGAAGUUGUCGUAAAUAAUUGCCAUUUUAUUUGAUUUUGAACUAAUGAAAGUUUUUGAAUUUGUGGUGACUUUAAUUCAUCGUUCGCAGCAAAUGCAGAAAAUAGAAAAAAAUGUGAUAAAAGCUGUCGAUUAUGUUUUGUGCCAUAAUAAAUCAAGGGAUUUCAAAUAAAAAUACAACCUUCUAACUGUU
Molecule: messenger RNA, 1306 nt
Organism: Daphnia magna
Lineage: Eukaryota; Metazoa; Arthropoda; Branchiopoda; Diplostraca; Daphniidae
Exons: 6
Coding region: 233-1129 (298 amino acids)
Biological process (GO): immune response
Cellular component (GO): membrane
Molecular function (GO): tumor necrosis factor receptor binding; receptor ligand activity
Source: RefSeq, a predicted model, not a curated record